CAAACGAUCCAACAUUUCAAUUUCGAACAGUAACUGGUCCUAACAUUAAAAACAUGUCUUUAAAAGUUGUUUCUGGGGACACAUUUAAAAUAGCUUGUACUUCGAAUGGUCAGCCGGAACCAACUUACAGUUGGAGUUACAAUGACAAAAUCAACAAAAGUCAGGUAUUGACCGUAUCGUCAAUACUAAAUGACCUUGUUGCAACCUGUGUUGCUAGCAAUGUGAUGAAUGAGACAGUUGGUGAACUUCGUGAAGGAAUGGCUCAAGCAAGUGUAACGAUCAAUGUGUUAUAUCCGCCGAUGUCGCCCACAAUUUCAUUGCAAGCAGACAUGAGUAAUGUAGUGAACGUUUCGAAUGAAAUUACGGUCAUAGAAAGACAGUCAUUCACGUUAGAAUGUCAAACAAUCAGCAAACCAGUUUCAUCUUACUCUUGGUACGGACCCUUUACUUCGACAUCGUCCCUGCUUCCUCUUAGAGACAUAACUAGAGAACAAUCAGGGACUUACAGCUGUUAUUCUUUCAAUGAAAUGCAACGGACAUUUGGUACAAAGGAAAAGGGGGAAAAUAGUACAAGCAUUGCAGUCCAUGUUUUAUAUGCCCCUGAAAUCGGGAACCUUCAGCCUGCAAAAGCUAUUGAGAGAUCGUUACUUAACAUCACAUGUCCUGUAGUGAAAGGUUAUCCAAAUGCCUAUACAGUGUUUUGGACGAGAAAAAGUGAUGGACAGUUUUGGGACGGGCAAAACUUAUUAAUUCCCGAAAUAUCCCGCAAUGACACAGGAAUGUACACUUGUACGGUAAAUAACACAAUGAUGCCUACUGCGGGGGAAGUAGUGUAUGGAAGAAAUAACAGAUCCAUUGAACUGGAAGUGUACUAUGAGGCAAGCGUAUCUGAUUUCUAUGUUAAAAAACAUUAUGGCAUAAAUCCAGUUGUUAUAGAGGAAAACGCAACUGUAGAACUACGCUGUAACUUAGCAAGUAAUCCAAAGCCGAAUGUAACGAUUUUUCAUAUGUCAAAUAUUUUAAAGCGCCAAGAAGGAACACUAUCUAUGUCACACAUGCUUAAGACAUUAAGAUGUGAACAAUCCGGAGUUUAUAAAUGCACAGGGAUAAAUGCAUACAAUGAUUUAACACCAGCUGAAAAAUAUUUAACCUUAUAUGUACGCUGCUUUCCCCGACCGUCACCCCAUGUGAUAUUGCAAACCAAGUUUUUCCUAGAUGAACAUGACAGAGUCACUAUUAGCUUCACGGUAAUAGCGUAUCCUAUCCCCGCAGCAAAUGAUUAUAAAUGGCGAAAAUAUGUUGGUUCUGUUUGGAUACCUCUAGAAAACAAUGGCAAUAUUAUUAUAGACACAUCGGGGUUGCAGACGAAUCUUACGAUUGUUGAUGUUGGACAAACAGAUUUUGGAACAUAUAGAUUAGAGAUUCAGAAUCCUGUUGGUAUCUAUGAACAAAGGUUUUCAGUCGGACCAAAAGUGAAACCCGAACCGCCCAGUAAUUUUGAACAUUUAGAGAAUUCUGCAUCUGAAGAAUCUCUCACUGUACAAUGGAAACCAGGCUUAGACGGUGGAUAUCCGCAGACAUUUAUCCUUAGAUACAGGAAAGCAUCCGAGAAGAUAUGGAAUGAAAUUUCUAUUGAACACGAAAGCGAAAAUACAAUUAAUUAUACACUGACUGGUUUAGCAAGUGGCACAGAAUACGAUAUUGAAAUUUAUUCUUUUAACAAACUAGGACAAUCGGCACCUACAGUUACAUUGCGCAUUAAAACACAAGAUAUACAGAGAGAUGCCAUGACCAGUAAUCCUUCAUACAUUGGUAUAGCAGCUGGGUCUGCUGCAGGGCUUAUAGUUAUAAUUGCAGGAGUGGUUGUGAUUAUAGUUGUUCGGCGGCGAAGAUCAGGAAACAGUCAACAGAGUCAAGAACUUGUCAGAUAUGAAAAUGAAGAUGCUUUAAAACAAAAAAGACCUAUGUCAGACGGGAAAAAUGAAGAUUACGAAGAAAUUGGUCCACCAGUGGUACAGCGGGAACCCUAUGAAAGACUAAAAACAAAUAGAGAAACCCUCCAUGCAUACCAGGAUAUAGACGAAUCUGAAGUAAGCCAUGGUGAUAAACGUCCAAAGGAAAUACACGUCGAAAUUGGGAAGGUCGGGAAAGCAGGCCAAAUCGUUCGAUAUGUUACAAAGGAAGCGGAACAUGAAGAGAAAAAAAUAUUAGCCCCGCCACCUAGACCAAAAGGCAAAACUACAAGCAAUGAUUGUGCAUUAACGGAUUAUGAAAACCUACCAUGAAUCUAUUCCAUGAUUUCUUCAAUUAUUGAAAGUCCAUUGAUAAACACACUUUUGCCGAGACAUUCGAUAUUUUGUUUUACUGUUGAUUGUAAAUAAAAGCUUAAGCGAUGUUGGCAUUCAUUUUAAAUGUAAUAAAAGACAUUUUGUAACAAUUUUGAUAACUAAUAAUAGUGAUGUAUUAAGACCAAAAAAGAGUUCAUGCUUGUAAGUGCAGCAGCUGUCUGAAUAAUCAAGAUAUUGCCAUACAUUAUCAUUUAUAACAAAAUGAAUGUGUUAUAUUCUCUUAUGUUAGAGACUUUAGAGAUGUUAGAGAUUUCUUACUUUGUAAUGUAAAUAAACUAAUUGUAAAUGUAUAUUGUAUAAACAUGAAAUAAAAUAAACCCCGAUAAA
Messenger RNA from Ruditapes philippinarum (Manila clam), 2675 nucleotides. RefSeq names its product protein turtle-like. Gene Ontology annotation, molecular function: cell adhesion molecule binding. The record is from RefSeq and is a predicted model, not a curated record. Gene Ontology annotation, cellular component: cell-cell junction. The coding region runs from base 54 to 2285 and encodes 743 amino acids. Gene Ontology annotation, biological process: cell-cell adhesion. NCBI's taxonomy places the organism in Eukaryota, Metazoa, Mollusca, Bivalvia, Venerida, Veneridae. The transcript has 14 exons.